Messenger RNA from Penicillium cosmopolitanum, 945 nucleotides. Its product is annotated as transporter YIP1. The record is from RefSeq and is a predicted model, not a curated record. Lineage: Eukaryota; Fungi; Ascomycota; Eurotiomycetes; Eurotiales; Aspergillaceae. The transcript is spliced from 2 exons. Gene Ontology annotation, cellular component: trans-Golgi network. Bases 1 to 945 code for a protein of 314 amino acids. Gene Ontology annotation, biological process: vesicle fusion with Golgi apparatus; endoplasmic reticulum to Golgi vesicle-mediated transport.
AUGGCCCAAUAUUACCCCCAACAGCAGGGCUACGCACCCCAAGGCUCCGCCCAAAACCUCCAGUUCUUCCCCUCCUCCUACGGCUCUGUCUCCGGCCAUACCACUCCCGCACAAGCAUCCUACGGCAAUAGCGCGGGGUUUGGAGGCGCACCGAACCCCUCAGCCCAGGCGUACCCCGUCGGUGGUGGAUAUGGGGGCUUCGGAUCGCCGGCUACGGGGGUUAGUGGACGGAUGGGUGAGCAGGGUGGUUUAAGGACGGGUUGGUUGGCGGCGUUUGGAACGGAGGGGUAUGAUGGGGAACCGCCUUUGCUUGAGGAAUUAGGGGUGAAUUUUGAACAUAUUCGGACUAAGACCCUCACAGUCCUGAACCCCUUCGCCUCAAUCGACAACCACCUAAUGGACGACAGCGACCUCUACGGCGCCCUCCUUUACAUAGUCCUAUACGGAACCUUCCUCCUCCUCUCCGGAAAGGUCUUCUACGGCUACAUCUAUGGCGUCGCCGUCUUCGGCGCUCUAGCCCUCCACCUCAUCCUCAGCUUGAUGUCUCCGUCCGGCGCAGCCCUAGUGGACACCUCCGAUCCCGCCAACUACAACCCCCACCACAAACCCUCAAUUUCCUCGUCCUCGGCCGGCCAUUUCUCUGCGACAUUGACAUUUCCCCGCUCCGCCAGCGUGCUGGGUUACUGCUUUCUCCCGCUCGUGCUGACCGCUCUGAUUGGUAUCAUGAUCCCCAUGGAUACGUUGUUCGGGUAUCUACUCACCACCGCGGCGGUGGGUUGGUGUACGUACAGCAGUUCUGGCAUGUUCUGCUCCGUGGCGCGUAUGAGUGGGAUGAGGGGUCUUGUGGCUUAUCCGCUUGCGCUGUUCUAUGUUGUUUUUGGGAUUAUGGGCAUUUUCUCGUCUAGGGGGACGGGAUCUCUUGCUGCGAAGACGGGGGCUGCUUGA